Solanum stenotomum is the source of this 523-nucleotide messenger RNA. RefSeq lists its product as uncharacterized. The transcript is spliced from 5 exons. The record is from RefSeq and is a predicted model, not a curated record. The coding region runs from base 8 to 523 and encodes 171 amino acids. NCBI's taxonomy places the organism in Eukaryota, Viridiplantae, Streptophyta, Magnoliopsida, Solanales, Solanaceae.
CUUAAAAAUGGCUAUUUAUGAUUGUGAUAAAUUCAGUUCAUUGUGCAAUGAAAAAGAUGUAGAGCUUAAGGCUGCCCUAUCAGAGAAGCGAAGCAUAGAGAUGUGGCUUCCAAAGUUGAGUUCUCAAGGUUCAAAGAAAACUAUUUCGAAAGAGUUGGUUGACGCAAAUAAUCAGGUCUUUGAAAAGAUCCAUGAAGAUUUGAAAGCUCGUUUUAUGUUGCGUACCGUAGAAGAAACAAAAAAGAGGCAUUUGAGUGAAAAAUCAUCACUUCAGGCAAAAAUUGUAGAGCUGGAAAAGAAUAAAUCAAGUGAGUUUAUGUCAACUACAUCUCUAAUACUACAAAAUUGCAAUGAGUUGAAAGAGUUACUAGAUAUUGGAGCCUCUGAUUGUGAUAACAACAUGGAUAGCAUGGAUCGCGUAAAAGCAUUACAGGAGCUUGAUGGACACAAAAUCAAGAAGUACAAUGUGUGGAAGGUCCAUCUAAGUGAAGAGAAAGAAGAAAGAGCUCAUUUGUGCAAAUAG